AUGGAAAACUCAGAAAUAGUUUUAGAUAAAAUUAUCGACAAGCUUCUACAAGCCAUGUGGCAGACCGAACAUGAAGUGCCGCAUUUUGACAAGGCUUUUGCAGACUAUUUAGAUCCAAAAUCAGGGCAGAUAAAAACCGAGCCCAGCCCCCCAAAAACAGUUGAAUUUCUCGAAGCAAACACUUCAGCUUUAAACAACAUGACCAAAAUCCUUCAUCAGGUAGUCGAUGCUAGUGCCCAACGAUUAAAAUUCCAAUUUUACGAAUCACUUGUCGAUAAAGGACUAAUAACAUGGGCAUUGUGCCAAUUCACUGCUCAAUUCAGUAGUAGUAAUAAGAAUAAGAAUAAGAAUAAUAAUAAUGGUGAUGGCAGUGAUAUUAUUAAUGAUUACCUUUCGGCUUCAACCCCACUUGCAUUAAAUACCCCACAAAAACAGCACCCGUGCUUUGACUAUCCACUAGGACCUGAUCCUUCUUCUGUGUUCUUUUCUCCAGUCCCAAUUUCACGCCAGCGACACGCUAGCGUCAGCAGCGAUGGCAGCUUAUGGUCUCCACGCUUGCUUGAAACCAUCAAGAAUGAAAAUCAUCUCGACUCAGACAUACAUUCCAGCCAAUGCGACACUGAACAAACGCUAAUUGAUGAACAAUCUCUUUUAACAGAACUACCACCCUUGGCUAAAACUGCUGACCAUAAAUCAAACUUACUCUUCAAAUCCCCAUUAUCUUCUAAAACGUUAUCACAAGCCGCUCGCCGAACAGCAUCUGCUGCUGUUUCUUCUUCUCCUCAGCUUAAUACAAUCCGUAUCCACUCUAGUUGUGACAAUCUUCGCGAUACCUCUAAGACCCUCCAUCGUGCUCAACCAUCUUCACUCACAUAUAAACGUUCAUCCACACUUUUGCGACCAGAAUCUGGAACUACCCCAGGAUACUUAGCACCUACAAUUAGCUCAAGAUUGUCUUCGCGCGAUUCAAUUAACGUUAGCGAGGAACUUUUGGCACAAGAACGUGAUCGUCAGCGUCGCAUUACCAUGACCUCUUUGGGAAUGUACCGCACCAGCACGUCUGAUAAUACAAAUUAUUUAAGACCCUCAUCAUCGCUUAACCACCACAGCACUAAACAAUUUAUUUUUUCUGAUGCAGGCACAAAUCACUCUAACAAUUCCCUAAUAUCAUCACGAACAGUUCCUGCGGGAGGUAAAACUUUACGGAUCCGCCCAUCUACUUCGAUUCUGCGGGACCCAGACUAUUUUUAA
Messenger RNA from Magnusiomyces paraingens, 1251 nucleotides. RefSeq lists its product as uncharacterized. The transcript has a single exon. Lineage: Eukaryota; Fungi; Ascomycota; Dipodascomycetes; Dipodascales; Dipodascaceae. The record is from RefSeq and is a predicted model, not a curated record. Bases 1 to 1251 code for a protein of 416 amino acids.